AUGGAUAGAACCAAUGCCCUCCGCUUGCUUGCCACUCUGAUGCUUCUAGUGCUGUACCCAAAGGCAGAAAGCCAGUGGGUUUCCCACCACCCACUGCCACCAGCAAAUCUUCCCCCACUUUGUGCUUCGCAGUUUGCAUUAGCAAACCGUGCAUGUUCGUUGCUACCCUAUACACCAGUUCCUCCACCAUCCCCUCCUUCCCCACCAACACCCCUUCCCACGGAGGGCCAUCAUGACCACCAUAGGCGGCACCACCACGGCCACAAGCACCAUAGGCACAAAGAGACGGGCGCUGAAGCAGAUUGCUGUAGGUGGUUGAAAGAAGUUGAUGACGUCUGCAUUUGUGGCCUGUUGGUUCACUUGCCUCCAUUCCUUGCCAGGCCGGCGCAUAAUUACACGGUGUCCGUAGGCGAAUUUUGCCAGGUUACUUUUGCCUGUGCAUCAAGGUGCGUGCCAUUCUGAUUAUUACAAGCUUAACAGAGCAAGUAGAAAUUCUCUCAAGUUACUCUACAUAUACAGUAAGUUUAUUUCAUCUUUGCUUCAAGGAAAGUUUGUCAUAUGUAUCUAUCAAUUUCACAUUAGAAAUUGUGUAACAUUUUAUGGCCAUAUUAAUCAAAAUCAAUGUUUCCAUGGUGUGUUGGUAGAAA
Salvia miltiorrhiza (redroot sage) is the source of this 647-nucleotide messenger RNA. RefSeq lists its product as uncharacterized. The coding region runs from base 1 to 462 and encodes 153 amino acids. The record is from RefSeq and is a predicted model, not a curated record. The transcript has a single exon. Lineage: Eukaryota; Viridiplantae; Streptophyta; Magnoliopsida; Lamiales; Lamiaceae.